AUGUUCUACACUCAUGUGCUUAUGAGUAAGCGAGGGCCACUGGCCAAAAUAUGGCUUGCAGCUCACUGGGAGAAGAAACUCACAAAGGCCCAUGUAUUUGAAUGUAAUCUAGAGAUAACCAUAGAAAAAAUUAUUUCACCUAAGGUGAAAAUUGCACUUCGAACUUCAGGACACCUUCUUUUGGGAGUUGUUCGAAUCUAUGAUAGGAAGGCAAAAUAUCUUCUGGCAGACUGCAGUGAAGCAUUUCUUAAAAUGAAGAUGACAUUCCGCCCAGGACUGGUUGACCUCCCAAAAGAGAGUUUUGAAGCAGCUUAUAAUGCUAUUACAUUACCAGAAGAAUUUUAUGAUUUUGACACCCGUAAUAUAAAUGUGACUGAUAUUUCGGAGUACAUAGCUCAGAAUCAAAGCAGACCUGAAGAAAUUACACUUAAAGAACAGUAUGAUAAUGAUCUACUUUUCCAAACAGUGAACUUUGAGGAAGAAUGUGAAAUUCCCAGAACACAGAGUUUCUUUGAUGACAACAUCUUACUGAACUCCAGUGAUUAUUUAAUUGAACAUAGUUCUAGAAGUCUGAUUGAAGAAAAGUCUUUGUUCUAUGACAGUAGAGAUGGAUUUGGAGAUGAAGGAUCUGCAGGAGAAAUGAUUGACAAUUUAUUGCAAGAUGAUGAGAAUAUCCUGUUAGAAGACAUGUAUUUAAGUAGAGAAGUUUCCCUGCCUUCUGAGCCUCUCAGCACAAUUGUGGAGCCAGAUAACCCAGAUGAUGUAUUUCUACCUGAAAAUGAAAACCUGGAUGAAACAACAUUAUCCAAUGAUGAGGAAGGAUUUGCUCUUGAGCCAGUUGAUAUUGCAGACAUUGUUGAGAAAAGGAAAAGCAAAAAGAGGAAAUUGCUUAUAGAUCCAGUCAAAGAGAUCAGUAGCAAAACUAUGCAUAAACAGCUUACUUACUUUUCGGAUACACUCAUGGUUUUAGAACUUGCACCUCCUACCCAAAGGUUAAUGAUGUGGAAGAAGAGGGGAGGAGUGGAUACACUUCUGUCAACGGCUGCCCAGGAUUUGAUUCAUGGUGAACUGAAAGUGUUGUUUACAAAAUGCUUUCUGUCUUCUGGCUUUAAACCUGGAGGAAAAUUGAUACAGAAAGAAUCAGUAAGGGAAGAACUGGGAAGACAAAAUGUUGUAGAGAUCUCCAUGAUGGAAGAGCCAAAUUCCCAGCAAGUAUUAAGUAAACCCCAGACUUGGAAUGAUGUGAUUGAUGAAUUUAACAGUGGCUUUAAUGAAGAUAUCAAUACAAAUAGUAACUCUGAGCAGGAUAUUAUUGAAACAAUUCUUCCAGCUGCUGAAGAAUCACCAAAAGAUGCUUUCUUGGCCCAAGAAUAUUGUCCAGUUGAAUUGGAGUCAUCAAGGAGUGAACAAAAUGGUGAAGCUGAGAGAUGGAAUCAAAGAUUAUUUCAGGUGUUAAGUACUUUGCAGGAAUCUAACAAGAUGGGAACGCAGUCCUUUAGUCUGAAGAAACUCUGCAGAAAUAGUGACCGAAAACAAGCAGCUGCCAAAUUUUAUAGCUUUCUUAUCCUAAAAAAACGGCAAGUGAUUGAGCUGAGUCAGAGUGUUCCCUAUGCAGACAUUAUAGCUACAGUGGGACCAAUGUUCCAUAAAAUGUGA
This is a messenger RNA of Octodon degus (degu), 1656 nucleotides long. It is a transcript of the gene Rad21l1, whose product is annotated as RAD21 cohesin complex component like 1. Gene Ontology annotation, biological process: replication-born double-strand break repair via sister chromatid exchange; mitotic sister chromatid cohesion; synaptonemal complex assembly. The coding region runs from base 1 to 1656 and encodes 551 amino acids. The record is from RefSeq and is a predicted model, not a curated record. Gene Ontology annotation, cellular component: synaptonemal complex; cohesin complex. The transcript has 13 exons. Gene Ontology annotation, molecular function: chromatin binding; protein binding. NCBI's taxonomy places the organism in Eukaryota, Metazoa, Chordata, Mammalia, Rodentia, Octodontidae.